AUGACCUCGACAAUUCCCAACUACUCAGCCGGCAAUGACCGAUUCGACGCAGAAGCAGCCACUUGGGACUCCAAACCUGAAGUUGUUGAAUCUUCUCGUCUCUGUCUCCAAGCCAUUCUCUCUCACCAGGAACACUUCCCAAAUCUUGCUUCCUCCGACAUCCUCGAGAUCGGCUGUGGCACAGGCUUGCUCACCCUCCCACUCGCACAGCAUGUCCAGUCAAUUGUCGCGCUAGACACGGCACAAGGCAUGAUUGACAUGCUCAACUCCAAGCUGGCUAAGCAAGUAGUUCAGGGAAAGGUAGAGGCCAAAGUAAAGCUGUUAGAAGAUUCAGAGGAUUCGGUGCUAGGUGGAAAGAAGUUUGAUGCGGUAGUAAGCCAUCUCGUCUUCCAUCAUGUCCCGAAUAUGGCGGAGCUGGUCCAUGUCAUGAAGGGAACGCUGAAGCAGGGUGCAAGGCUGUGGAUUUCAGACUUUGAGCAUGAUGGCGUUCAGGCUGAAGCUUUUCAUCCGAAAGACAAGCAUGCUGGCGUGGAGCGUCACGGCCUGAAGCGUACCGAGAUGGAACAGAUCUUGAACAAAGCCGGCUUCAAAGACAUUCAGGUCUUUGAAAGCUUCAAGAUGGACAAGGAGAUCGAGGCUGGUGAGACCCAGUCGUUCCCCUUCCUCGCGAUUACCGGAACUCGACCCUAA
Molecule: messenger RNA, 690 nt
Organism: Ustilago hordei
Lineage: Eukaryota; Fungi; Basidiomycota; Ustilaginomycetes; Ustilaginales; Ustilaginaceae
Exons: 2
Coding region: 1-690 (229 amino acids)
Source: RefSeq, a predicted model, not a curated record